CUGACUGUGCGUGAGUGCGUAAGAGUGCGUGAGUGUGCGUCUGACGUCGCCCCCCUUAGUAACCCUCGGCGGCGUCUCCAGGAGAGAAGGCAACAAGAUGGGCUUCAACAUUAAGAGCGUUCAGUCUCAGGGCUUUAAACUGAACGUUUGGGACAUUGGAGGUCAGAGGAAGAUCCGGCCGUACUGGAGGAACUACUUUGAGAACACAGAUGUUCUGAUUUACGUCAUCGACAGCGCCGACAGGAAGAGAUUUGAGGAAACGGGUCAGGAGCUGGCUGAGUUGUUGGACGAAGAGAAGCUGAGCGGCGUUCCGGUGCUGAUCUUUGCAAACAAGCAGGACCUCCUCACGGCCGCGCCGGCCUCCGAGAUCGCCGAGGGUCUCAACCUGCACACCAUCCGGGAUCGCAUGUGGCAGAUCCAGUCCUGCUCCGCCCUCACCGGCGAGGGGAUCCAGGAGGGAAUGAACUGGGUCUGCAAGAGCGUCAACUCCAAGAAGAAAUAGCUUCGCUUCUAGUCUUCUGCCACUCAGGAGGAGCAGCAGCAGCAGCACGCACACAUACACUGACACAUUGCACCCUCCUGAGCCUUAGUACGAUGGGAUAUACCUGUGAAUGUAAACACACUACUAAUCCAACAUGGACUUGGAGUUUUUAACCCCCCUCUCCCUCCUCCUCUCCCUCUGUAUUCCUGUAUCUCCGAUGUUUACUAAUCUCAACACAUCUUCCUACGUCGGCUUCUACAAAAACAAAGAGAAAGAAAGAAACGAGGGAGACGUUUGACUUCAGAGGACAUCGACCCCCCUCCACCCGGACUACCACUCCGUCACAAACAUUCCCAUUAAAACUUCCGUCUUUCGUUGUAAUUCCACUUCUUUUAAACUCUUAUUUUUCCUCCAUCUCAUUCUUACAGGCUGAUAUGUGUUUGUUGUUGUUGUUUUCUUGUUUGUUUUUUAUCAUUCCACGAUGGCUGUAAGCGCUUUUUUCCUGCUAUGGCUCUGUUUGAAGUGAGGUAUAUUUUUGUAAUUGUUUUAUUUAUGGUGACGUAGAGUGUAGAGUGCUUUCAAACAACGACUGGUGUGUUUUCUGUGCGUGUGCGUGUGUGUGUGAUUUCAAGGAUGUUGGAGAAACGGUCCCAUUCUUCCCACUAAAGCAUAAUACUGUACAUGUUAAUAUGUAUAAACAACAUUAAAGAGAGAUUAAGUGGUUAAGAGGCACUACAUUUUUUUGGAUUAAAUGUAAAUAGCUCGGCCCUGUUCAUGUGUUAACAUCAUGCACAUGUUAUAGAGUAGAAGUCACACUGCUGUACUUUUAGUCUAUAAUGUUUUGCAUGUUUAAUAUGUGCUGGCAGAUUUUUAACAGAGGUAUACGUACUGAACGUCCCGACGCAUUUCUCUGUGCUCUUUGGGUUCGUGAGGGAAUUCACUCUUUUGGCAUUUCCUUUUGAUAUUCUUGAAUGUAAUCUGUCCAGAAUUGAAGGUACUGUACGUGAAUAAAAAGGGAGAAUAAGUAAA
Messenger RNA from Morone saxatilis (striped sea-bass), 1510 nucleotides. It is a transcript of the gene arl3b, whose product is annotated as ADP ribosylation factor like GTPase 3b. Lineage: Eukaryota; Metazoa; Chordata; Actinopteri; Moronidae. The record is from RefSeq and is a predicted model, not a curated record. Gene Ontology annotation, molecular function: GTPase activity; GTP binding. Gene Ontology annotation, cellular component: microtubule cytoskeleton; cytoplasm. Gene Ontology annotation, biological process: cilium assembly.